AUGCCUGCACAACAAAUCUUCUCUGCAAAAGCCCUGGUAGGGGUUUGGCGCAACCUUCGCAACACUCGCGACAAAAAUGACUUUUACCUCACGCUUCAAUACCACCAAGACGACGUACGAGCUUCCAAGGGCAAAAAAUACGGCAAGACAAACGUGGUUGAAACGACCUCAGAACUCGAAGAUGGAAAGGCAGUGGAUGUUAGCGGGAAGAGCAUCAGCUUUGUGGUUCCAUGGCGGAGCAUGCAGGCGCAGAGACGAGAACUGAGAGAAAAAGAGAAAGAGCUUGCCGAAGCUCUAGUCAUGCUUGCUGGCGAGGUCUCAUUUACAGAUCUAUCUCCGACCCUCCAAGCUUCCCUCACGCAAAACCCCCUCGUACAAAUCCGCCAUCUAGCUGCCGGAAUCAGUCGCCAGAUGUCAAAAGUCGAAAUCCAGAUGGCAGACAACGCGCCCUUCUCGCACGGAAAGAACAUCUACACCGGUGGAGAAAUAGCACGCAAGUUCCUCCCAGCCAUACAAACGCUCUUCGAUCAGCGUCCAAUACCGCAGCGUAUGAUCUUUGAGCUGCUCAUGGAGCUCAAGGAUCUCAUCUAUAUGGGCAUGGCGGACUGCAGCAAAGAGGUGCUCGAGUGGGAGAUAGAUGGCCCAGCCAUUGGCGCUCUUGAAGAGAUGGAUGAUGCCUUUGCUCGAGCCAUCACACCGGUUCCUACAGCUGUGGAGGAUGGGCAUAUGCCUUCUAGAGAGCUGGGACCAGGGCAAAAGAGGGUACUUCGGCGAAAAGCAUCGUCACUAUCUUCUAUUACACUCUCAAAGCCGCAACAGCCUUUCCUUACAUCCUCGACUAUUGAACUACUCUACACUCUCGAAUCGCUCGAGACUACCGCUCUGGCCCUGACGCAUCUAUCGGUCCCGAUACCUGAUUUUUGCGCACACUCGAUCAUCACCCUGCGACGCUUCUCUCCUCGUCAGACACUCACCGAAUUCUCUGCCAACAAAAAAAGAAGAUCUGGUCGAUGCGCAGAGUACGCUCGGUGCAUGAAAUGGGCAAGUACCAACUGGCGACAAGGCGGUGGGUGUAGACGUGGUUGCAAGAAUGAGGACGAAGAUUCAGAGAAUCUCCCUAGCUGGCACAGAAGCAGUCGCUGGUUUGACGGAAAUGGUGAUGGCACACACAUGGUUGGCGGUGGUAGACCAGAGGAGCUUGAAGCCAUCAAAGAGACUUGA
Messenger RNA from Ascochyta rabiei, 1221 nucleotides. RefSeq lists its product as uncharacterized. Bases 1 to 1221 code for a protein of 406 amino acids. The transcript is spliced from 2 exons. The record is from RefSeq and is a predicted model, not a curated record. NCBI's taxonomy places the organism in Eukaryota, Fungi, Ascomycota, Dothideomycetes, Pleosporales, Didymellaceae.